This is a messenger RNA of Leptopilina heterotoma, 1469 nucleotides long. RefSeq names its product phosphatidylinositol glycan anchor biosynthesis class U protein (gene PIG-U). Bases 5 to 1315 code for a protein of 436 amino acids. The transcript has 4 exons. Gene Ontology annotation, cellular component: membrane; GPI-anchor transamidase complex. NCBI's taxonomy places the organism in Eukaryota, Metazoa, Arthropoda, Insecta, Hymenoptera, Figitidae. Gene Ontology annotation, biological process: attachment of GPI anchor to protein; protein localization to cell surface. The record is from RefSeq and is a predicted model, not a curated record.
AAAAAUGAAGAAAAUGUUUAAGACCGAGUGGCUGUUUUAUUAUACUUUAGCUGGUGUUUUACGAUUUUUAUUAAUGAAAUCAAGGUACCAGGAGAUAAUCAGUGAUCGGGUGGAAGUAUCAACGUCUCUAAAUUCUUGGAAAAGGGUGACCGAGGGUGUUCAUUUACGAAAUUUCGGUAUAGAUCCAUACAGUGGUGAUUUAUUCCACGAGACGCCGUUAUGUCUCGAAGCAUUUAGUCUUAUGCAGAAAUUUUUAACAGACACUUUUUUAAAGUUACUUUUUAUUCUGACCGAUUUUACAACCGCUUGGCUCAUUGCAAUGAUAGCCAGGAAUUAUUUCACCGAAGUGGUGAAACGUGAAGAAGAAGAGAAGAAAUUCAAUAAAUCAACGGACAAAAAUCGACAAUAUCCAAAAAUUCCAGGUCCACCUUCAAUGCCACAUGUGGCAGCAGUUUAUCUCUUUAAUCCAUUUAUCAUUCUCAAUUGCGUGGGUCUAACGACAACAGUAUUUACAAAUUUUCUCUUCGCAAUUGCACUAUUUUCAAUGAUAAAACGCUCGACAUUCUUUUGCUGUCUGACAAUAUCAAUUCUCACACUUCAAGGUCUUUAUCCAGUGAUAUUGAUGGUACCGGCGACAAUUUACAUCGUCAGGGAGAAAAAUGAGAAGGAUAAAUAUUAUUCGGUGGGGAAAAUAAUUUUCACAUUCGCAAUUAUUUUGAGUGCGAUUUUUUACAUUUCCUAUCGUAUCAUUGGAAGUUUGUCAUUCUUUGAGAAUACAAUUGGCUUUAUUUUAACUGUUCCCGAUUUGAGACCAAACAUUGGACUUUAUUGGUAUUUUUUCACCGAAAUGUUUGAACAUUUUCGAUGGUUAUUCAUUGCGUCGUUUCAAAUUAAUGUCAAUUUAUUGUACGUGGUACCAUUGGCAUUGAAAUUGCGACGUGAUCCAAUGCUUCUUGCUUUCUCCUAUUUGGCGAUUGCUGCUAUUUUCAAAUCUUAUCCAUCGAUUGGUGAUGUUGGAUUUUAUAUGUCGUUGUUGCCGCUAUGGAAGCAUUUGUUUCAACAUAUGCAGCAAAUUUUUAUAGUCGGUUGCUUUAUGCUCUUUUGCACAGCAUUUGCGCCGACAGUUUGGCAUUUAUGGAUUUUUUCACGAUCGGCGAAUGCAAAUUUUUAUUUUGGCGUCACAUUGGCAUUUGCAAUUGCUCAAAUUUUCCUACUUACUGACGUGUUAUUCGCGAGUGUUAAACGUGAAUUCUCCUUGCGUCACGGUCUUCAUUUGGAGAUUAAUGGAGAGAAGGCAAAACUUUUACUUGAAUAGUGUGUAAAUAAAUUACUUUCACAGUAUUUUCAAUUCCAAAAUCAAGUAAAUCUAAGUCUUUAGAAAUUACAUACGUAAUGUAAGUUCAGUCCGCUGCUUUUUUUACAUCCAUACAUCGAAAGUUUAAUAAAGAAAAUAAAGGAAAAUUUCUAUA